Pedinophyceae sp. YPF-701 is the source of this 2454-nucleotide messenger RNA. The record is from the annotation of a GenBank genome assembly. Lineage: Eukaryota; Viridiplantae; Chlorophyta; Pedinophyceae.
AUGUGUGUCGAAGAGGCGAGGCGGAUACACACGCUGCUGAUAGACAAUUAUGACUCGUACACGUACAACCUCUACCAGAUGGUGGCAGCCGUCAACGGAGCCCCUCCGACGGUCGUCCUCAACGACGAGUGCCGUUGGAGCGAUCUAGAGGCGCGGGUUCGGGCCGGGGAGUUCCACAACAUCAUCAUUUCGCCCGGCCCGGGGACGCCAGAGCGGGCCUCGGACGCAGGCGUCUGCCUCGAUGCGCUCCGCACGCUCCCCGACGUCCCGAUCCUGGGCGUGUGCUUCGGGCACCAGGCCCUCGCCCUCGUGCACGGCGCGAGCGUCGUCCGCGCCCCGGAACCCAUCCACGGCCGCCUCUCGGAGAUCUCACACACCAGCCACGCGCUCUUCCGCAACACGCCCACCGGACAAGGCCAGGGCAACGACGUGGUGCGCUACCACUCGCUGACCGUCGACCCGGCGUCGCUGCCGGAGUGCCUCGAACCGAUUGCGUGGACGACGGGGCUGGACCACGCGCUGCGGCUCGGGAAGUCGGCGACGGAGCACGCCGCGUCGCUGAACGGCGGUGCCGCGGCGCGCGAGGACGCUCGUCAGGCGUUCGAGCGGGGCGCCGUGCUGAUGGGCAUCGCGCACACGUCCAGGCCGCACUACGGCGUCCAGUUCCACCCGGAGAGCAUCGGGACGUCCCACGGCAUGGAGCUCCUGCGCAACUUCCGGGACCUCACCUGCCAACACCUCCGCUUGCCGCUGGAGCCGAGGCCGCCGCCCGUGCCCGUCCCUACCGCCCAGCAGGCGGCGCAGGGGUGGAGAGGGGGCUGCGACGCCGGGGAGACCCUCGCGCUGACGUGGCGCAAGCUCGCGGGGGUGCUCGAUGCGGUUGGGGGGAGUGAGGGGGUGUUUUCGAGGGUGCUGGGGCAGGUGGAGGCUGGCGGGGACGUGUUCUGGCUGGACAGCGCCGCGACAGAUCGGGGACGCUUCUCGUUCAUGGGGGGGCCGGGGGGCCGCCUGUGGAGGCGCGUGACGUACCGGCUGCCAGAACCAGACGCCGAGGACGGGCCGUACGUGUACGCUGGGCCUGGUGCGCGGACCAACCCCCCUCCUGGAGACCUCACGGUCAGGGACUCCGCUGGUGGCGUCGAGGUGCUCAAGCAGUCGAUCUGGGAGUUCCUCGAUGCCCAGCUGCAGCGCUGGACCGCUGCCAGCGCCGCGGCGUCGCAGGAGCUGCCCUUCGACUUCUGGGGGGGGUUCGUGGGGUACCUCGGCUACGAGCUCAAGGCAGAGACGGGCGCAACGCGCUCGUACCGCAGCGCGACGCCGGACGCGGCCUUCUUCCUCGCGGACCGCUUCGUCGCGGUCGACCACCACGCUGGCGACGUGUACGUCGUGAGCGUGCACCCAGCCGAGGACGCCGCGACCGACGCCCGGACGUGGAUCGACGACGUCGAGCGGCGCCUGUCGCCUGAUGCGGCGCCCCCGCAGCCCUCCGCGGCCGAAGCGAACGGCGCACACGCACACGCCGCUCCCCAGCCGCCGUUCCAGCUGCGGCGGACGCGGCCGCGCUACGUCGAGGACAUCGGCGCGUGUCACGACGCCCUGUACGCGGGGGAGUCCUACGAGGUGUGUCUGACCAACGCGCUGUGCCGCAAGCCAGCGCCGCCAGCCGGGCAGCUGUACCGCACGCUCCGCAAGGGCAACCCCGCGCCGUACGGAGCUUUCUUCGACUUCGGCGGUGGCGCCGAUGGUCCCCAGAUAUGCUGCUCGAGCCCGGAGAGGUUCCUGCGGCGCGGGCGGGGCGGGUGGCUGGAGGCGCGCCCCAUCAAGGGCACCGCGGCGCGCGUCGCGGGGGACCCCGCGGGCGACGCGAAGGCUGCCGCGGCGCUCGUUGCGUCCGAGAAGGACCGCGCGGAGAACCUGAUGAUCGUCGAUCUGCUGCGGAACGACCUCGGGCGGGUGUGCGACGUCGGCAGCGUGCACGUGCCCGGCCUCAUCGAGCUUGAGUCCUUCGCGACGGUGCACCAGCUGGUGAGCACCGUGUGCGGGUUGGAGAGGGCGGGGUCGCGGCCGACGGAGUCCAUCGUGGCUGCGUUCCCCGGGGGCAGCAUGACGGGCGCGCCCAAGGUGCGGACGUGCGGGAUCAUCGACCGCCUCGAGGGGUGCGCGCGCGGCGUGUACUCGGGGAGCCUCGGGUACAUCAGCUUCAGCGGGUGCUUCGACCUGAAUAUCGUGAUCCGCACAGCGGUGAUCCAUCAAGGGGAGGUGACGAUCGGCGCUGGCGGGGCCAUCGUGGUCCAGUCAGACGCUGAGUCAGAGUACGAAGAAAUGCGCCUGAAAGCGAGGGCCCUCAUGCGCUGCGUCGGGCUGGUGGACGGCACGGGGCAGCCGGCGGAGGUCGACGAUACCGUGCCGUACGGGAACGGCGCCAAGGGGACCGCUGCGCCCCCUGCCAGCUGA